Molecule: messenger RNA, 1713 nt
Organism: Prionailurus viverrinus (fishing cat)
Lineage: Eukaryota; Metazoa; Chordata; Mammalia; Carnivora; Felidae
Product: pepsin F-like
Exons: 11
Coding region: 453-1541 (362 amino acids)
Biological process (GO): proteolysis
Molecular function (GO): aspartic-type endopeptidase activity
Source: RefSeq, a predicted model, not a curated record
UCCAACGUCCGGGGCUAGGAGUGGGGUCCACGCCGCUGUCCCGCACCACGCUGGGAGACCCGCGGGCCCGAGUCACCACGGUGAAAUCAGACGUGAUGCCUGGAGCUAGAGUAGCCAUCUUGAGCUGUGAGGUGACCGGGGAAUGGAGGCCUUACUUGGAGGCACAACAAAGCAGAAGGACCCUGAGCCCUGACGCCAUGGAGCGUCGAGACCCUGCUGGAUACUCACAUCUGGACUUCCACAGGAGAGGGAAAUAGACCACCCUGGCAAUGUGUCCAGUAGCUAAAAGGACAAACCAACCAACAAAAACCCCUGCAUUUCCCAACCGCCCUUGCUGCCAGUUAUGACGGUGACUUUGUGUAACAAGCAGAAGGAUUGCGAGGAAUUACUUGGAAGGCUGCUUUAAAGGAGCGGAGUCAGCUGGGAGAAUCCCUCUGACGAGGGUCAAGUCCAUGCGAGAAAACCUCAGGGAGAAAGACAGGCUGAAGGAUUUCCUGGAGAACCAUCCUUACAACCUGGCCUACAAGUUUGUUGACUCUGUAAAUCUGGACCUGGGGAUAUAUUUUGAACCGAUGAGGAACUACCUGGAUCUGGCCUACGUUGGCACCAUCAGCAUUGGAACGCCCCCGCAGGAGUUCAAGGUCAUCUUUGACACCGGCUCGUCUGACUUGUGGGUGCCCUCCGUCUACUGCUCUAGCCCUGCCUGCGCUAAUCACAACGUCUUCAACCCUCUGCGGUCCUCCACCUUCCGGAUCUCGGGCCGGCCCAUCCACCUCCAGUACGGCUCCGGGACGAUGUCAGGAUUUCUGGCCUACGACACCGUUCGGUUCGGGGGCCUCGUUGACGUGGCCCAGGCGUUUGGCCUGAGCCUGAGGGAGCCCGGCAAGUUCAUGGAAUACGCAGUUUUCGACGGCAUCCUGGGCCUGGCCUACCCCAGCCUCAGCCUCAGAGGGACCGUCCCUGUCUUCGACAACCUGUGGAAGCAGGGUCUCAUUUCUCAGGAGCAAUUUGCCUUCUACUUGAGCAAAAAGGACGAGGAGGGCAGUGUGGUGAUGUUCGGCGGUGUGGACCACUCCUACUACAGCGGAGACCUCAACUGGGUGCCAGUGUCCAAACGGCUGUACUGGCAGUUAUCCAUGGACAGCAUCUCCAUGAACGGGGAGGUCAUUGCUUGUGAUGGCGGCUGCCAGGCCAUCAUUGAUACAGGAACCUCGCUGCUGAUUGGCCCAUCUCACGUGGUCUUCAACAUCCAGAUGAUCAUCGGCGCCAACCGGUCCCACAGCGGCGAGUACUUAGUUGACUGUGAUGCCGCCAACACCCUGCCCGACAUCGUCUUCACCAUCAACGGCAUCGACUACCCGGUGCCAGCCAGUGCCUACAUCCAGGAGGGUCCUCAGGGCACCUGCUACAGCGGCUUUGACGAGAGCGGAGACAGCUUGUUGGUCUCAGACUCCUGGAUCCUGGGCGAUGUCUUCCUGAGGUUGUAUUUCACCGUCUUCGACCGAGAAAACAACAGGAUUGGCCUGGCCCUGGCAGUGUAAACACUGGGGCCAGCUCCAGGAAGCAACCGUGCCCACCCCAAACCCGCACGCGUGUGCACACACACACACCCCGCAGUCAGGGCAUUCCUGCCCAGGGGCCGGCUUGAACUGUGUCUUCGGCUCUGCAAAGCCCUUCUCCCAGUGGAGAAUAAAAGACCUCAUUUUCCACGGU